Messenger RNA from Uloborus diversus, 2148 nucleotides. RefSeq names its product probable serine/threonine-protein kinase DDB_G0282963. The transcript has 4 exons. Lineage: Eukaryota; Metazoa; Arthropoda; Arachnida; Araneae; Uloboridae. The coding region runs from base 1 to 2148 and encodes 715 amino acids. The record is from RefSeq and is a predicted model, not a curated record.
AUGGGUGCAGCUGCUCAGAAUGGCCUACAUUUCUGCCUCCUGUGGCUCUUCUGGACCUAUUUGUCUCAGGCAAAUGGUGAACGUUACCUAGAAGAAGAAAUGGCGGCAUAUGAAGAAACCAAAUCUGUUCCUUAUCGAGCAUCGUAUCAGUCUCCUUUCAGCUCUACGAACCAAAAUGCUGAUACUCGACCGUGGUACUCGACGUUAGGACAGAAAUCGCUCAACACCAACUUUCAACAGUCUGUUCCUGUUACUAAUUCAGGAAAUCAGCAAGUGCUAUCAAGUGGAAUGUCUGUUCAGUCUAGAGGAUCGGACGGAAGAGCUUUCAGAAGCAAUCAGCAACAAUUGGCAAUGCACUCAACAAAAACAAACUAUCCGCAACAAUAUAGUCGAAGCAAUGCUCCCACAACCGGCACUUCAAAACGCAAUGAAGCAUCCUUGAUGCAGUUCAGUACAUCACAACUUUUAUCUUCCAACUUCCAGAAUCCCCAAGUCUUGCAAGCUGAGGUUGGAAGUGCGAAUACGAAAAGCAUUUCUUCUUCAGAAGAUGAAAGUAAACAGAAACACGUCAAAAAGAUCCCUCUGGUGUUAAUAACCAUUCAGAAACAUAAUAGUAAGUCGCAUGGUGGGAAAUCUAAGGCUAAUGUUGAUCAGCAAAGUUCCAGUAAAGCUAGUGAUAGGGUUCCUCAAUCAACUUUCGAUAACGUACCUGCAUUGAAUGUACAAGAUGGCUCCAGUGCAAACGCUCAAAAUCUUGGUUCAGGAGGUGGACAAAGUUAUCCAUAUUCUGUGCUAUCUGAACCUAGGACAAAGUCAGCACCUACUGGAACUUCAAUGAGACCUAGAGAUUCAUCCAGUGGGUUCCCCAGGUAUCCUGGAGUGUCAAGCGAGUGGACACCAAUUGAUAAAAAUGGUGUGCGUUUCGAUGAUGAUGUCGGAACUAUCAUCAUCCAACAAACUCUAACCGGAUACGAAAAUGUCAAUACGAAUUCUGGAAAUACAAGAAGUCUCAAUAUUCAAAAUCCUACCAAUCAAUUUCAAAAUGAUCCUUCUAAAGUGACAAGCCAAGACCUAACGCCAGAGCCGAAAUUUAUCUCACAGAGCACUUUAGAUUCACGAUCAGUUCCAACUACUUCAGAUGCGCUUAACAGGGAAUCAGCGUUUUCAAACUCAAAUUCCAUAAACCAAAUGCCAGUUACUACAGCACAAAAUAAUAACAACGUCAUUUUCCCCACCAAUAGUAUGGUUAUAGAUGCUGCAGGAAGAGGACAAACACAGGCUGGCCAGAACGUUAACCAACAAAGUUCAGUUCUUUCAAAUACCGAUGGCAGAAAUCUUGUUCAACAAAGAAUUCCGGAUCAGCCAACGUCUAAUCAAAGGCCUAUUGCUACUUCAGGACUUCAUGUCAACGUGAUAAUGGGAUCCUCCACACCUAGUAGUCAAACUGGGAGCAACAGUCAAAAUUUUAAUCUUCAGCAGACUAUGGUUCCUGCUUUUGGAUCACCUGGAAGCUCGACGCUAAGAACUGUCGGGAAUACCGGAGGAAUGUUAUUUUCUAUGAGUAACCCCUCAAGCAUGGGUUCUUUCAUUCAGUCCCCUCAACGCAGCACUUUACCACAGCAGCCUGCGCAACGCUUCAACUCAGUAGCGCAAAAUGCGAUUUCUCAAACGUCAAUAGAUUCUGGUGCUAGCUUCACAUCAGCUAACCAACAGAAUUUUGGAUCCGCAGAAACACAAGCAACUUUCUUGGAAACUGGACCAGGGGUAAAAGUUUCUACCAACACAGCACUGGUGAAGAACCUAGAAGAUAGUCAAGAAUCAGGGGCUAGUUCAACAGGUUCACUAACAAAUCAAGAUGUAUCUGGAGAGAGUGCAAGCCAGCAGCAACAGGACGACACUGAAGACAAAUCAGAACCAGAAGCUCUUCUGCUAGUCCUAGUUUCCACAAAGCGGGCAUUUAAACAUCGCAGGGAGGACGACCUCGAGGAAGGUUAUGAGUCUGCACCCCAAGAACUAGUCGAGCUCCUGAGCCAGGAAUCGAACGCUAAGAUGAUUCUGGAUUCAUUUCACGAAGCAACUCAUGGUGCUUAUUUGAAAGACAGGACUGAAGAAGACAACGAGAAAAACGUUGAUGAUGAAGAUGAUUAG